UCUCUCUCUCUCUCUCUCUCUCUCUCUCUCUCCAUCCUUUCGUCUUUUCACUCAAGUUUGCUCCCUGGUGACCGGGUCGCGCGUCUGAUGCGUCACGGAUUCCCUCGCCUUUCUCUCUCUUUCUCUUCCCGAGUGCAUCAUCCGGUGCGCGACGCUUACUUUCCACGUACGUGCGGCGACGGCGGGACGGAUGCGAGAGAGCGCACAGGAAUGGAAUGCGACUGUCGGCGAGACGACGUGGUUUGCGUGAGAGAAUCGCAUCGGAGGGUUUCAGAAUAGUUAAAUUAACGUGAUCGUGCGGUCGAUCACAAACGAACCAAAGAAGUGCAGUGAGCAACCAUACCAAAUCGAUACCAAAAGAAGAAGUUUAGCUCGUGCGUGGGAGGAGAGAGGACAGAAGGUUGUGGAAGGGAGGACUUUUGCGAGAUGACGCGACGUGGACGGGGUUAGAGUUCUGUUUGAAACAACAAAGAAAAUAAAAAAGAAAGAAAGGAGAAAGAGAGAGACCACGGGGUGGUGUGUGCAUCGGGGGGGGUGUGUGUGUGUAAAAGAACAAAAAUCGACGGUUCACGGUGACGAGUGAAAGUAGAGCGGGAAAGCAGCCGGGCAAGAUGAUGAAGAAGGAGAAACCGAUGAUGUUGGUGACGGACAUCAUCCAAGGGACUCAGGCCCAGCAUUGGGCGCGUGGCAACACCUGGCUGAGUUUAGAUAACAGCAAUAUGUCGAUGUCGUCAGUGGGCCCGCAGAGUCCUCUCGACAUGAAGCCCGACACGGCGCUUAUCAAUCCGGGGAACUUCAGUCCGUCGGGUCCUAACAGUCCUGGAUCCUUCAAUGCUGGUUGUCACAGCAACCUCCUGAGUACAUCGCCCAGUGGCCAGAGCAAAACGGUCACGUCUUAUCCGCCUAAUCACCCGCUGUCGGGCAGCAAACACCUGUGUUCGAUAUGCGGUGAUCGAGCUAGUGGCAAACAUUAUGGCGUUUACAGCUGUGAGGGAUGCAAGGGAUUCUUCAAGAGGACUGUGCGUAAGGAUCUGACAUAUGCCUGUCGCGAGGAAAAGUCCUGCACCAUCGACAAGCGACAGAGAAAUCGCUGUCAGUACUGCCGAUACCAGAAGUGCUUGGCCAUGGGGAUGAAGAGAGAGGCAGUGCAGGAGGAACGUCAACGCACCAAGGAACGGGAUCAGAGCGAGGUUGAGAGCACGAGCAGUCUGCACGCGGACAUGCCGAUCGAGCGCAUCCUCGAGGCUGAAAAACGGGUCGAUUGCAAGCUGGAGGAAAUAAAUUUCACAGCACUCGCAGUAAAUAUACGCGCGGUAAAUAUUCACCCCGUAUCAUGGUGUGAAUGUGAUCAGAUCGUUUGGAAAGAUCAGGAAAAAAUGAACAAAUGUGAAGAAUGUUAUAAAAAGAACUGUUUGACGCACAUUUGCCACACAACGGUCGAACAACUAUUGCAGCUAGUUUCUUGGGCGAGGCACAUCCCGCAUUUUACCUCGUUGCCUCUAGAAGAUCAAGUGUGUCUUCUUAAAAAUGGCUGGAAUGAGUUGCUGAUAGCCGCCUUCUCCCAUCGUUCCAUGGAUGUGAAGGAUAAGGAUAGUAUUGUUCUCACAGUAGGUAUGACGGUGCAUCGAACUUCGGCACAGCAGGCGGGCGCAGUAGGGAUAUUUGAUCGUAUACUCUCGGAACUGGUAGCGAAGAUGCGGGAGAUGAAAAUGGAUAGGACCGAACUCGGAUGUCUUAGAUCCAUCAUUCUCUUCAAUCCCGAUGUGCGAGGCCUCAAAUCCGUCCAAGAGGUCAACCUGCUGCGAGAGAAGAUCUAUGCCGCCCUGGAGGAAUAUACCCGCGUAUCCUGGCCGGAUGACCCCGGCAGGUUUGCUAAACUGCUGUUGCGCCUGCCAUCUAUUCGUUCAAUUGGUCUCAAGUGCCUGGACUACGUAUUCUUCUUCAAGUUAAUCGGCGAGGAUCAUAAUAUCCAUGAUAUUAUCCUGCAGAUGUUAAAAACAUCGUCGGAUCUCUAGGAGCAGGAGGUGUGCCAUUUCUUAGGGCACACCGAUUUGUAAAAUAAGGAAGACAAGAGGAAGAAGAAGAAGAAAAAGAAAAAGAAGGAGGAUAGGCCCCGCACUCGAGUCGAGUUUCGUAUUCGAAAUGCAACGAUUUCUGUACUGCGUUCACUAUGACACGGUGUAGAUUAUCCGCGCAUCGAGCGAGGUGGAAUUUACUUACUUCUCUUUACUCUCCCCUCUCUUCCCGCACUCUAUUAUUUAUGUUUUUGUUAGAACCUAGCGACUCUCGUGUCCAGCAUAAGGAGGCGGUCUUAUUGACCUUUUUGCACACGAAACAUCGACAAGCAUGCGAUGAUAUAUUCGCGUGUACAUAUAAAAGAAGAAUGACAAUGCGUGUGCGUGCGUAUACAUAUACAUAUAUUUUGUAAAAGCAAAGUACAUACAAAUUUCCACAGCCGUAAGUAUGAAACGUAAUUUAAAAACCGAUCUGAAUUUUAAAUUUCAGUAAUCUAGUAGGAAGCGAGAAAUAAUGAUAAAUUGAUUCGUAACAUAAAUUUCAACUAAUUCAACCAGUGAAAUUUUUGCACAUAGAUAAUUUGUAUUUAUUGGAUAGUUUAAUUUAGAUAAUUUAGAUAGCCGCAAACAAAAAGUUGAUUUGUGUAUAAUAUACACACACACACACAAAAUAUUUAUAAAAGAUUCGCUAAUUUUUCAGAUACGUCUUAUGCUUACAAGUAUAGAAAUUUGUGUGCUACAACUCUGACUUGUAUACGUGCCGUUAUAGCAUAAUCUGAAUAUUAUAAUAUUACAAAUAUAGCAUAUUCUAAACUUUGACGCCAGUGAUCAGUAAUUAGUUAAUUUAUUAAACUGAUUAUAUUUAAUUGUGAAGAUAUUAGCUAAUACGUGCAAGACAUUGACGUGAUUCAGAAAAAUUUAGUUCGAUAUUGGCUGGAUAAAGAUUAGUAGUUGUUUUGUCGGAAGCAAUGCGUGUGUGUACGGAAAGCUAUAAAUAGAAUUGUAUAAAUAUCGUUAACAACAAUCGCUGCCUCUUUAGUCUGUGACAUGUGUCGUGCCAUUAUCUGAGCGAAGAUUGUGUUUCACAUGAUAUUUCACGCCAACGAUCGAUCCUUCUUUCGGACAUCGCGUCUUCGUCGUACAGCAUCUUUUAUAAAAGUUCCUAAAAUAAAAAAAUUUUUUUUAUA
Linepithema humile (Argentine ant) is the source of this 3202-nucleotide messenger RNA. It is a transcript of the gene Usp, whose product is annotated as retinoic acid receptor RXR-alpha-B. The record is from RefSeq and is a predicted model, not a curated record. Gene Ontology annotation, cellular component: activator ecdysone receptor complex; nucleus. Gene Ontology annotation, molecular function: RNA polymerase II cis-regulatory region sequence-specific DNA binding; zinc ion binding; nuclear steroid receptor activity. NCBI's taxonomy places the organism in Eukaryota, Metazoa, Arthropoda, Insecta, Hymenoptera, Formicidae. Gene Ontology annotation, biological process: anatomical structure development; cellular response to ecdysone; cell differentiation.